AGGCCGUCGUCUUAAAGCGAUUUGGCAUAUCAGACCAUGCUCGCGUCACGCAGCUUCUUAACGAAACCGAGCUUGGGGAUCGAAAGCCUUCGCAGUUGCUGCACAAGAUGCAAGCUCUAGCUAAGCCUCUCGCUGUUGGCGACUCUUUCCUUAAAGAGAUGUGGCUUCGUUGCCUGCCACGUGACAUGCGCAAUCCCUUGUAUGCAAACGAUGCGCCUCUUCCUCAGCUCGCAGAUAUUGCCGACCGUAUUUGGGAAUCCAACGCCCAAAUAUCUCAGGUUCAGUCUACCUCCAGUACAGAGGUAGCAGAACUAAGAGCGCAAGUAGCCGCAUUGACCAACCGACUAGAGAAGCUAACACAAUCCGGAUCCAACCGCCGAAAUCGUUCCAGUAGUCGCAGUCCUCCUAGAUCACAUUCGAAAUCUCCCCCUAGGUCAAGCUAUUGCUGGUAUCACGAGCGAUUUGGUCAUCAGGCCAGAUCGUGUCGCCCGCCUUGUUCCUUCAAGCGCAACAUGCAGGGAAACGGGUAGGCCAGCACGUAGGGGCGACGGACGUUGCUGGCUGCCCCAGUCGCCUUUUCUUUGUCACCGAUCGCAGUACGGGAGUACGCUAUCUCGUUGACACCGGCGCAGAAGUCAGCGUUAUCCCACGUGAUUCUAAUGAUAUCGAAGAGGCGACCGGUUCAUUGCGCGCAGCAAACGGCACCACCAUUCGCGUGUAUGGUCAACGCUCGCGCACGCUUAAUUUAAACCUACGACGUUCAUUUAAAUGGAUCUUUCUCGUCGCAGAUGUCCAGACGCCAAUUCUUGGCCUUGACUUUCUGCAGCAUUUCGAUUUACUUGUUGACGCGAAGCAACGCCGUCUGAUCGAUCGUCAAACAAACCUGGCAGUUAUAGGUACUUUGACCGACAUAGAGUCAAUCAGUCCUGUAUACGCCAACCUGUCAAGCUCGCCUAUCGGUCAGAUGCUUAAUACCAAGUUCCCG
This is a messenger RNA of Dicrocoelium dendriticum, 985 nucleotides long. NCBI's taxonomy places the organism in Eukaryota, Metazoa, Platyhelminthes, Trematoda, Plagiorchiida, Dicrocoeliidae. The record is from the annotation of a GenBank genome assembly.